Aphidius gifuensis is the source of this 1621-nucleotide messenger RNA. RefSeq names its product transcription elongation factor S-II (gene TfIIS). The record is from RefSeq and is a predicted model, not a curated record. Gene Ontology annotation, cellular component: nucleus. Lineage: Eukaryota; Metazoa; Arthropoda; Insecta; Hymenoptera; Braconidae. The transcript has 4 exons. Gene Ontology annotation, biological process: transcription elongation by RNA polymerase II; DNA-templated transcription. Gene Ontology annotation, molecular function: nucleic acid binding; zinc ion binding. The coding region runs from base 151 to 1086 and encodes 311 amino acids.
AAAAUGGUUCGCGCCCCAUCUUCUCGAGCAGUUUGCUGAUAGCCAGCCAACGUUGUCGGUUUGUUGAAAUAUAAUCAACAAUCACCAAGUCCUCGUGCACUUUGUUAAAUAAAUAAUUAUCAAAUAAAAUUAAUUAAAAAAUAUAUAAAAAUGAGUGCUGAAGAAGAAGUAUUAAAAAUUCAAAAAAAAUUGAAUAAAAUGUCGAGUGGUGAUGGAACGGGACAAGAACAAGCAUUGGAGUUGCUCAAAACAUUGCAAACACUUCCAGUAACACUUGAACUUUUAACUAAAACAAGAAUUGGAAUGACAGUUAAUGCUCUACGUAAAUCAAGCACUGAUGAUGAUGUUAUAUCAUUGUCAAAAGUAUUAAUUAAAAAUUGGAAAAAAUUUCUAUCUGGAACAAAAAAAGAUGGUAGAGAUAGUGGAUCAACAAGCAGUACAAAAAAAGAUGAACGUAAUAAUAAAAAAGAUGAUGAUACAAAAAAAGAAAAAGAUGACAGUGAUAAUAAAAUUCAAGAUGAUAGAACAUCAAGUAAAGAUUCAUAUAAAAAACAAGCAUCAUUUCCAGCAACUGGUUCAACAACAACAACUGAUGCUGUUAGACUUAAAUGUCGUGAAUUACUUGUAUCAGCAUUACGUGUUAGUGGUGAAACAAUUGAAGGAUGUGCAACACCAGAAGAACUUUCUGAAGAACUUGAAGAUGCUAUUUAUGCAGAAUUUAGAAAUACAGAUAGCAGAUAUAAAAAUAGAAUUCGAAGUCGUGUUGCUAAUUUACGUGAUGCUAAAAAUCCAACAUUACGUACAAAUUUUUUAGUAGGUGCAAUACCACCAACAAGAUUGGCUGUAAUGACUGCUGAAGAAAUGGCAAGUGAUGAAAUAAAACAACUACGUGAUAAAUUUCAAAAAGAAGCUAUUAAUGAUGCACAACUUGCAACAGUACAAGGUACAAAAACUGAUUUACUUAAAUGUGGUAAAUGUAGACAACGUAAUUGUACUUAUAAUCAAGUACAAACAAGAUCAGCUGAUGAACCAAUGACAACAUUUGUUUUGUGUAAUCAUUGUGGUAAUAGAUGGAAAUUUUGUUAAAUAUAUCUUCCAUUUUCAUUAUAUAUAUCCAACAAUCAUUUAUCGUGUUUUUCCCAUUUUUUUUUUUUCAAACAAUUGACGUAAUUAAUAAAGAAUUCUAUUAGAAACUUGGAUAUUCUUUUUUUUUUUUAUCAUCUUGCCUAGAGAAAACCGUCAUACAGUUGAUCAAUCAUUCAUUAAUUGAUUUAAUGUUAUGAAAAUUCAAAUUUAAUUAUUCAAAAUUAAUUUUUGAUUAUUUUAUUUGUAAAUUAUUAAAUUCUUGAUUCAAGUUUUUGUUUUUCCUUUUUUUUUUAUUCUUUUGUUUCGAUUAAAGUUAUAAAACUUGACAUAAAAUAAUAAUUAUCAUUAACAAUGUAAAUGACAGUUAUAAACUUGUAUUUUGGUUCUUUUUUUUUUUAUUCUUUAUUUUUUUUUUUCUACAAAAUCGUAUUCGUAUUCGUAAAAUUACAUGAGUUCAAAAAAAAAAAUAAUAAUGUAUAUUGUAUUAAUUGAUUACAAGUUUUAGGAUGAAUAAAAAAUAAAUCAGUGUGUAAAA